Molecule: messenger RNA, 599 nt
Organism: Anopheles nili
Lineage: Eukaryota; Metazoa; Arthropoda; Insecta; Diptera; Culicidae
Gene: ND-B18
Product: NADH dehydrogenase [ubiquinone] 1 beta subcomplex subunit 7
Exons: 3
Coding region: 98-475 (125 amino acids)
Cellular component (GO): mitochondrion
Source: RefSeq, a predicted model, not a curated record
CCUCACGAAAACAAAUCUUCUCAAGCGCUUUGUAUGCUGAACAGCACAUUGGAUUCCAGGAUUCCAGUCGCAGAUCUCGGGCUGCUACUGCGCUAGGAUGGGCAAUUACGUGUCACUGUAUUUGACCAACCCAAAGGGAACUCCGCUACCACUAACGGAACCGAGUUUCGAUCCCAACCUUGGUUUCCCCAAUGGCAGAAAGGAACGGGUUAUGAUUGCCACUCAGGAGGAAAUGGAAGCAGCCAAGCUGCCACUGGAGGCUCGUGAUUACUGUGCCCAUAAACUGAUCCAAUAUCGUGCAUGCCGAACCGAUGUUUGGCCAUGGGCGUAUAAAUGCGCUCACGAGAAGCAUGAAUACCUAAAUUGCGAAUACGAAGACUACAUUCUGCGGCUAAAAGAGUACGAACGUGAAAAGAGAUUGCUUCAACGAAAAUUGAAAAUAGAGAAGAAGCAGGAGCAGGAGCUUAACGCUUAAACUGAUGUCAGUGCGGUUAAACAAAGCAGUGCGUUUCUUCUUUUCUUUUCGGUGUAGCUCGUUCCCUGGGGAUUCGCCCUAUAUCGCAGCAUGUGCAUAAUGAGUUAAUAGACAAGAAUACUUG